This is a messenger RNA of Bipolaris sorokiniana ND90Pr, 1291 nucleotides long. RefSeq lists its product as uncharacterized. Bases 244 to 1038 code for a protein of 264 amino acids. The transcript is spliced from 2 exons. Gene Ontology annotation, biological process: fungal-type cell wall organization. Gene Ontology annotation, cellular component: fungal-type cell wall. Gene Ontology annotation, molecular function: structural constituent of cell wall. Lineage: Eukaryota; Fungi; Ascomycota; Dothideomycetes; Pleosporales; Pleosporaceae. The record is from RefSeq and is a predicted model, not a curated record.
UCUUCUUCUUCUUCUUUUCCCCUCUCCCAACCCAAAGGCUUCUUCUGUUGCGUCUGCUCUUCUGCCAUUCUUCCCCCAAUCCAUAAUACGUGACGCAGCUCCAGCACGCUUAUUUUACCCCCAAAACAUUGCCCACCAAUCCCCUACUAUUAACGAGUAAUUCAAUACGACUCUCCGACACGCACUUGUGGGUCAGCACGUCUCGCACAGCCAUCCACCCAUACCCUCAGCACAACGUCCAAGAUGCGCGCCUCGGCCUUGUUCGCUCCCCUCUUCCUCGCUGCCACGGCCCUAGGCCAGGCUGUCGAGGAGGGCAUUGCUCCCGAUGCGACUAUUCCUGACGGCUGCGAGGCCACCGUCGAUACCCCUUUCAAGAUUGGCACCCUCGAGAACCCGUCUCUCAAGAAGCGCGAGACCGCCCAACAGGCUUCUGACGGCGAGCUCUACUGCACCCUCAAGGACGGCAUCCUGCACGACCAGUUUGGCCGCACAGGCUCCAUUGUGGCUAACCGCCAAUUCCAAUUUGACGGCCCUCCUCAAGCUGGCGCAAUCUACACUGGCGGCUUCUCCGUGUGCAAAAAUGACUCGCUCGCCAUUGGAGGCAGCACCCGUUGGUGGCGCUGCAUGAGUGGUGCCUUUGGAAACCUCUACGACGAGUGGAUUGGCGCUCAGUGCCACGAGAUUCGCAUCCAGGCCAUUUUCGACAAGAGCUCAAGUUCGUCGUCGAGCGACGCUUCUAAGACCAGCUCUGCCUCUUCUGACGCUUCGGCUACCGAGAGUUCUGUAUCUGGCAGUGUAACCAGUACUGCUAACAGCACUACCUCAUUGACAUCGGGCGCAAGCUCAACCUUUGCUUCUGCUACUUCUUCCUCCGACUCCGAGAGCUCGCGCUCUUCUGGAUCUGCCGGCUCCAGCACCUCUCCUACUGGAUCCGCAGAUGCUCCUCCUGCAAACGGUGCUGCGCCGUCACUGUUGGCCGCACCUUUUGCCGUGUUUGGCGUAUCUGCCGUCUUCUUCGGCGCAGCUCUGAUGCUAUAAACGACCCACUUUUACGACAAUGCUUCCUUUUUUUUCUGUUGUUUUCUCCUACUUCUACUUGUUCUUCUACUUCCAUCCUCAGCAACCGCAUCUCUGGCGUCUUUUCAGCGUUUGUUCACCAGCAUGCACCGCAUGCAUAGAUCCUGGGAAUAUCGUCUUUUGUUUUCACAGUACGGCAUGGUAAUUUGAAAAGAAAGAGCGCUUGCGCGGUUUCAUUUUCCCUUGUUGCGCUCGGCACCUGGCGACGGGGGGG